AUGCCUACUGAGUCGAGGGUCGAGAACCCAUUGUUCCAUCCCUUCCUGUUCUGGUUCCAAAUUUUCCAGUAUUUCACAGACAAGAUCCUCUCUCCAGCACCUCCGGACAGCAGCAAGCCCCUCCGCAGACCCAAGGUAGCCAUCGUUGGAGCUGGUAUCACCGGAGUGACGUCCGCAGCACACUGUGUUGGCCAUGGCUUCGAUGUCACGAUAUUUGAGGCCGGAGGGGAGGAAAACCUAGGCGGUAUCUGGAGUAGGGUCAACAACACCUCCAGUCUCCAGAUCCACUCUCUGAUGUAUCGAUUUCACCCGUCCGUAAAAUGGGAAAAAGGUUACCCGGAUCGCCAGCAGAUCCUGAGCCAGGUCAGGCAGUUGUGGAAGAGAUAUAACCUGGACGAGAAGACAGUAUUCAACUUCAAGGCAAACAGAGUCUACCAAGAUGAGAAAGGCCGCUGGAUAAUCAAUGAUCCCUCCAAUGGGAGAUUCGACGGUCUUAUUGCUGCUGUCGGCACUUGUGGCGAUCCCAAGCGACCUCAUAUCCCAGGCAUGGAGAAUUACCGCGGCCCAAUUUAUCAUUCCAGUCAAUUGACUGGCAAGAGCGCCAAGGGCAAGGUCAUGGUGGUCAUUGGUGGUGGAGCAAGUGCAGUUGAAGCCCUGGAGUACGCAGCCGAUGAAGACGCCGCCAAGGUUUUCGUCCUUGCCCGGUCCGACAAGUGGAUCAUCCCACGCAACCCAAUCGUGAACAUGCUCCUCGCCUUCAACAUCUUCGGCCAAGAAACCGUGUUCUCCUGGAUCCCCGAGAUGUUCCUCAAGAAGCUGUUCUACCGCGACCUGCAAGACAUCGCCCCUUACAACAAGGGAAUUUUCAUGGACACACCCAUGGUAAACACGGACGUGAUGGACAGGAUUCGUUCCGGAAAGGCCGAAUGGGUGAGGUGCGACAUCGAAGGGUUCGAGGAGGACGGAGUGAAGAUAAACCGUCGGGCAAAGGGCGUUCCCGCUGGCGGGCCUGGGCGCGAGGACAUCAUCGAAGCAGACAUGAUCGUCCUCGCCACUGGCUUCCAGCGCCCCUCCCUGUCGUUCCUCCCGAGGGACAGCUUCGACGAGCCUUACGGCGCGCCCAACUGGUACCUCCAGACCUUCCCACCGAACCACCCUUCCAUCAGCGCCAUCAACUGCACCUAUUUGUCGGCGAUCGGCACGGUAGGCAACUGGCACAUUGGAAUCUACACGCGGAUCCUGCUCAUGUUCCUCGUCGACCCCCUCACCCGUCCGAGUCCAUUUUGGAUGGAGCGGUGGAUCGACAUGACUAAAAUACUGAAAGCCCGGAGCCCUACCGGGGCGUUUGACUUUUUCACGUACCUGGAGUUGAUCUGGUGGUUCACAUUCUCUGUGGCUUUCAACCCGUUCAGAUGGAAGUGGGCGAUCUUUGUCUUCUUCGGUAUCGGCUUUGCGCUGCCGAAGAGACUGGUGCAGGUUGAAGAUUCCAUUAGGAACGGCCUGGGCCGACCGUCCAGUGACCAGGUGAACCGGGAUCAAGGCGUGAGUAUCUGA
This is a messenger RNA of Diaporthe citri, 1554 nucleotides long. RefSeq lists its product as uncharacterized. NCBI's taxonomy places the organism in Eukaryota, Fungi, Ascomycota, Sordariomycetes, Diaporthales, Diaporthaceae. The coding region runs from base 1 to 1554 and encodes 517 amino acids. Gene Ontology annotation, molecular function: N,N-dimethylaniline monooxygenase activity; flavin adenine dinucleotide binding; NADP binding. The record is from RefSeq and is a predicted model, not a curated record. The transcript is spliced from 3 exons.